AAGACAAGUCUCGUUUCUUUGACGUCGGCCUACAACUCUACAGUUGACCUGUUCUCGAUAAUUCACCCAAAAUCUAUAAGAAUCUUGAGUGUGAGGCUGAGACAAAGAUACUGUUUGGACAAUCUUCCAAUUGACAACGGGGGUUCUUUGGAAAUUGCCUGCUAUUGCCUUCCCGUUUGUUUACUUAGAAGUGAUUGCUAAGUUGCCUGAGGCAGGACAAAAGACUGAAAAGUGGCCAUGUACGCGUGUGGACCCUACUCUUCUACCCCAAGCUCUACCACAUUAUUAGAAGAAGAAGAUCACCAUGAGAGGGAGGACUCCACUGUUCGUAAGAAGGACAAAAAGAAGCACAAGCACAAACACAAAAACAAGCACAAGCACAAGCAUAGCAGCAGUGAACGUUCUCACAAGCACAAGAAAAAGAGACACAGCUCUCCUGAUAGCAUUGAGGGACAACAUAUUGACCUGCCAAAGAAGCCGCGGUUGGACGGUCAUGAUGAUCCGGAGCUGCAGAAACUCGAAGCUGCUCGCAGGGCUCUCAAAGCUGAGCUUAAUGGUCGGGAUGAUGAAAGUGCCUUUCGAGCCAUGUCGCUUAUUGCUAAGGGUUAUGUUACCGACUCAGAGGAAGAAGAGGGAGAAGUGGAGCAUGAAAACCUCAAGGAAGAUAUGAGAAAGGCCAGGGAGGUUCUGGAACGUAUUGGAAAUAAAUCAUCCACUCAAGUGCCUGUGGACAGUGUAAACAGUAGGAAUGUCUAUGCACAGCGCAAGGACUUUACACACUUUGAAGAUUUCAAAAUAUCAAAAUCUAGAGAUGAAAUAGGGGAUAGUGAAGAGGAGGCCAUGGUGAAGUCAGAUAGCAAGAGACAGAUUAGUAGAGAUGAUGAUAGUUUACAACAUCGUAGUGUUAGGGAAUCUUCAUUACAGGGAAGUGACAGUAGCCAGUUAUUAGAUGAAGGACUAGAGAUGCUUGAUAGCGUUGGAAUUUCUACUGGAAAAUCUACCUCAGGGAACAAACUGAACCCUUCUCUCGCUGCACGACUGGGACCUGAAGUUAAUUCUGUUCACGCCAAGGUGCAAAGCUUAGUUAAUUCCUCCAAGACGAAGGCACCAUCUUCGGAGGAGACCAGGAACCAACUCAAUGAUAAUCAUUAUCAGCAGCAGCAGCAGCAGCCGCAGCAACCACCCCUACCACCUGAAGAUCGAUCCAAACAGCAAAAUCGUUCGUUACCGAAAGGCAAACUUGAAGGUAAAGAGAACCGUGUGGUGGAGAUCUUAGAUAGUGACCAAGAGGAGGGACAAACUAAGGAAGAGAUGGAAGUUAUCCAGAUAGAUGACGAUGACGAGGUACCAAAUCGACGUUCUGAGAAGCGGAGGCGGCAAAAGUCCCAACGCCGUGCUGACCCGGAUAUCACCAUAGUGGAAGAAAAAUCUUUUGGUCUUCCAUCUAAAAAGAAGGGUGACAAAUCAAAGAAAAAGAAAAGCCCCUCAAGGAAAGAUACAUCCAAGGAUAGGUCUGUAUCAAGCAAGGACAAGGAACUUGCCAGAGGUAGGAAAGAAGGCUCAAGAAAGUCUGAUGAGCCAAAGCGCAAGAGGGAAGAGGCUCAAAGGAAAGAUAUUAAAAAGGAUGAGUUGCGCAGAGAAGAACCAAGAAGAGAUGAGCGACGAGACGAUCGUAGGGAGGAGAUUCGAAGGGGCCCAGAGGAUCGGUGGAGAAGAGGAGGAGCCCCAGAGGAACCGUGGAGAAGAGGGGAUUCAAGAGACAGAAGAGAAAGAGAAGUGGAACAGGAGGAAAGAGGCCGGGUGGAGAGGAGAAGAGAUGACAUGCGCCCACCAGAUAGAGGAGGGAGGAGGAGAACGCCAAGUCCUUUUAUGGGCAGAAGAUACCGGGAUGCCCCAGAGAGAGGGAGGGACAGAGACCGUCGGGGAAGGUCAUCGGAGAGGGAUAGAGACAGGGACGAAUCCAAAGACCCCCAGGACAAGUUCAAAGACAGUCUGUCAGAGGGCUUGGCCUUACAGAAUGAAGAGUCAGAAGAGGAAGAGCUUGAUAUUGAUUUUGAUGAUGAUGAGGAAGAUGCAGACGCCAUCAUUGAAAGAAGACGUAAGGAGAGGCAGGCACUGUUAGAGAACUUGAAGGCGACAAACCCCACAGAAGUAGCAGGGCUGGAGAGUCUCGACGGAGGGACAAUGGGAACUAAUGUUGAAGCUGAAAGUAAACCCAUGGAAACAGAGGAGGAACAAGAAAGGAGAAUACAGUCUGAGAAAGAAAUGAAAGAGUUGUAUGGUGAAGACUACGGCGGUGAUCUUGAGAUAAUCAGCAACGGAGACCCCCAGUCCAGAGGUCCUUCCACUCCUGCGGGCCCUGGCAGCUCCCACAGUGGCAGUGUCAGCCGCAGCCGCACAGAACGCAGCCAGAGCAACGAUCGGGCCGGCCCCAGCAGUCGCGACACCAGCCGUAGCCGUGGACGGGACGAUCGAAGCCGUAGCCGCGGACGGGACGAUCGCAGCCAGAGCUUGGACAGGGGUAGUAGGAGCUCCAGUCGCCACAGUGAGCGAAAGAAGCGCGGCCGCAGUAGGGACCGGAGGAGUGGCACUGGCAGUUCAAGUGACGACAGUUCGGACAGUGACAGCGACAGCAGCGUCAGCUCUGGGCGGGAGGGCUCGGACAAGAAGGACAAGAGGGGGGACAGCAACAAAGCGAAGACGGAGGGCACAAGUGAAACUGACAAUGCCCAGAGUGCUGACGUGAAGGAGGAAGGGAAAGAAGAAGGCAGUAAAGAAGAAAAAAAUGAUGAGACUAAAGCCAAGAAACCAGGAGACUUGGUGGAUAUGUUUGCGGACACAGAGGACAUGUUUAGUGAAAAUUACAAUAGCCCUGGCCUGCGCAGAGGUUUGCUGGGUGUGGCGGAGAAUCCCAAUCUCACUGACAACUGGGACGACGCUGAGGGAUACUACAGGGUGAGGAUCGGUGAAGUUCUGGACAAACGUUACUCUGUGUUUGCGUACAAGGGCCAGGGCAUGUUCAGUAAUGUGAUGUUGUGUCGCGAUGCUGCUCGGAGCAACUCGGAGGUGGCCAUCAAGGUCAUCAGGAACAAUGAAAUGAUGCUGAAGACAGGCAUGAAGGAGCUGGAGUUCCUGCGUAAGCUCAACGAUGCUGACCCUGACGACAAGUACCACUGCCUGCGUCUCUACAGACACUUCUUCCACAAGCAGCAUUUGUGUUUGGUGUUUGAGCCGCUCAGUAUGAACCUGCGUGAAGUGUUGAAGAAAUAUGGCAAAGACAUAGGUCUGCACAUCAAAGCUGUCCGGUCCUACAGUCAGCAACUCCUGCUUGCCUUGAAACUGUUGCGGAAAUGCAGCAUCCUGCAUGCAGAUAUCAAACCAGACAACAUCCUGGUGAACGAGUCUAAAAUGGUUUUGAAGCUUUGUGACUUUGGUUCGGCAUCACAUGUAUCAGAGAAUGAUAUCACCCCGUACCUGGUCAGCCGUUUCUACCGAGCACCAGAAAUCAUUCUUGGACUGGGUUAUGACCACAACAUCGACACCUGGUCGGUGGGCUGCACGCUGUACGAGCUGUACACAGGUAAGAUCCUCUUCCCCGGCACCAGCAACAACGACAUGCUCAAGACCAUCAUGGACUACAAGGGUCGGAUCCCCAACAAGAUGAUCCGCAAGGGCAUGUUCAAGGAGCAGCACUUUGACUCCUCCUACAACUUCCUGCACCACGAGAUGGACAAGGUCACCCAGCGGGAGAAAGUGACUGUCCUGACGUCCAUCAACGCCACCAAGGAUAUGUUGGCCGACAUGGUUCCCUUUGGUCGGGUGCCUGAGGACCAAUUGCGCAAAGUGACACAGCUCAAGGACCUCCUGGAGAAACUUCUCACCGUGGACCCAUCCAAACGCUUGGGCAACAGUCAGUCUCUGACACAUCCCUUCAUCUCUGAGAAGAUCUGAUAAGUGUAUGUUGAUCUGUCCAACAGACAGAGGCAUUGAUGUAUGCACCUUCAGACUAUGUUGGGUAGGACAAAAGACAGAAUGUGGGUGUACGUUAGUCUCUCAUGCUCACACACGCACACACAAGUGCGCGCACGUGCACACACAAACACACACACACACAUACACACACACACACACUCUCACACAGAACUUAAUACGCCCCCCUCAGUCCGCGUGGAGUAUAACAAAAGAGAAAGUGUUGGUGUUUGUCUCAUUCAACCACACACACACACACACACACACAUACACACACACACACACCUUUGUAUGUCCCCACCAACUGUGUGGGGGAAGACAGAGGAGAUUGGAUGCAUGUUGAUGAAUCACGUAUAUGGUCUCACAGAUCAUCAUACACACCCAGAUUAAGUGAAGUAAAAUGAAGAUCCGAAUUUGUGCUCAGUCUGCUGCCGCUCGGAUUGCAUUCUGCCUUUAUGUAAUGUAUGUGUCGUAAUAUUUUAUUUUUUUUAAAAGGAAGUUUUAUGUUCCCAACUCUUAACUGUUUAUGAACUUUGAUGUUGCAAAGUCUUUGGGAUUGCUAAGGGACAUGAGUGGUGCGGGGAAAGUUAUGAUUACUGCUGUAGUAUUGCACGUUCACAAGUUUAUGUUGUUUUAUUUUUGGCACAGUACAAUUUCUGUGGCAAAAGUGAUGAGAUCUCAAAAAAUUAAUCUUGUAUUGAAAUAUUUAGAAUGCAGAACAGUUGCGAUUUUGUAGUUUUUAAAAUUUGGACGUUUGGCUAAACUGUUGAAGAGUGCAUUGCUUUACAAUUUUCUUCUUUGUGCAAAAUUUCUUAAUGGUUCUGCUGAUUAUUUCUGAGAUUACUGGUUAUUUCUUAUACUGCUUAUCUAAGUAUUUCUUUGCAAGCAGUGCAAUCUCUGAGCACUCAAUGACACAGAGAGGACUCGUUGCUAGUGCAGUGUGAUGGCUGGCUUCCAUGAAGCAGAUUUAGGAACUGUAGGUGCCUGAUGGAGGGUCCUAGUCUUAAUUUCUUCUUGUAGGGUUGGAAGUUUUUUCUUCUCAGUAUUCGUCUAGGCUAGUUGUCUCCCUGGUGUCCAGUGGUGAGUGUUGUGUAAAUACUCUCGUAUGUUCCUUUUUAUGCUUGAAGUCAAAAGUGUUAAGUAUUAAGUACCAUAUUUUAAAAAAAAAGAACAACAAAAAACUGUAAGCUUAUUUCAGGGCUGCAAAGUGUGCGUGUAGGGGAUUUGUACAUUUUUGUCUUUAUGAAAAAGGGGGUGGGGUGGUGGUGGUUGUUAUUGAGUUUCAUUAAGCCCUUAUUUGAUUUUGCUCAGUGUGGAUGAGACUGAAGUUGUUGACAUUUGAGCGGUUGUGCGAUUGAGUUUGAUGAUUAUGUUGUUCUAAAGAGAUUGGAUGAAAUAAGAAUACACAAGUUUGUUUGAAGCCCUCCUGAACUCCUCAGAGUUGGGAUCAAAACCAUACUGUUUCUGGUUUCACCUUUUGUCUUGCAGCCUGUUGCCAGUGAGCCUGAGCAUCAAUCUGUUUGUGGCGAGGAUUUAUUGCCUUGGGCUGCCCUUGUGAGACAGUUAACAUGCUGGUGUACAUUCCAUUAACUUGCAAGUGUGGAAGUUUGUUUUCUUUUUGCUUGUGCUUCUGUCAUUUUUGGAACCUCUCGUCCACAAAGUUAACUGGUUUGGGGAUGCUGAAAAGUGUAAAGUCUUGAAUCGUGAAUAACUUCACAUAAAAGUUUCACUUCAAAGCAUUUAAGCUUGCUUUCUAUUGGUACAAAGCUGUAUGAGGGCAUUGAAAGGGAAGAGGGAAAAGUUACAUUAUUUUGAAUUGUUAAUUUGUUUUAUGGGGUUCUAUUUCUUUAAAUUGACUCUGUGGUUAUUUAGAGAUUAUUCUGGAAUAACAGCCAAGACAGGGCUGUAUAAAAAGUAAGCUGAUAGCUCCGUCAUUUGUUUUUUGUUAUUUAUGUAUGCUCUUUGGAGUAUUCAGUUUUGUUAUGUAAAUGAUAUUUGUUGAAUGACGUACCAUGUACAUUGGAAGUGGAUUUGGUUGAGUGUAUUCCAACUUCAAACUGUCAGUCCCAGUAAAAGAAGGUGGGACUUGCUAUAAAGUUAUGGUGGGUUUGUGGUAUCAUUAUGUGCUGUUUUCAACAUUAGUCUUUUGCCCUGUUUUUCUUUUCCUCAUGCAAUUGGAGCCAUUGCCUUCACUUGAGCCUGUGGUUUCGGCAACUGCUGGCAGGGUCAUCUUGCAUUAUUGUCGUGGACCAGUGUGUGUCGAGGCCAUCGCCACCUGUCAGAUCGAAGGUGAAGGUUCUGCAGAUGAUGACAGCGAGCUCUUAAAGGUUAUGAUUAACUCAGACCCUUGUCGUUUUUAUGUGUUUGUAUGAGAUAGAAACAUUCAUGCUGUUCAUUAAUUAAAGAAAGACUCAUUUUUUCCAUACUCAAGACAGUAACUAGGGAAAUAGAGACGUUUGUUGCACGUGCUUAGCCGUGGUAAAUUGUGUUAGAAGGGGAAAUAUGAGGAGCAUUUCUUUCUUUUUGUUUUGUUUUUUCUAAUUUUCUAAAACUGUUUCCCCUUGGGUUUUCUUGGAUACUUCAAAAUUAUGUGGGGUGAGUGUAAGGGGGAAAAAAAGAUAAUGUGAAGAGUGUGCUUGGAGAGAAUGGGGGGGGGGGGGGGUUAGUAGAAAGAUUUUGAGAUUCUGAACAAAGCAGGAUUUUGGGCAACUUGACAUUGCAAAAUGAAGAUAAAAAGUUAAAAAUUCGUGGGAAAAAAUGUUUUAGUGUGUGUGGGGGGGGAGGGGGGGGGGGAGACACUUUAAGGUAAUUUUCAUGAGAAUUAGUUUCUAUGAAAUCUAUGUGUUUGUUCUGUUCUUCCUUCUGUCCUGUGUCCCACUUCAGGUUCUUGCUCCUGUCUAUAGUUCUCCAACACAUACAGUGCUUUUUACAAAAAUUCAAUCAACUUGAGCACAUGGUUUGCUAAACGUUUUUUACAAACUUCAAACUCUGAGCAUGGCUUCAACUGUGAUUUCUUCAUUUUAGCCAAAAAAAAAAAAAAAAUUGUUUAAGAAAAGAAGUAAUGCCUACAGCUCAAACAUUAUGGAUGUAUGAUUGUAUUUUUUAAAUGAAGGAGAGAAAAAUUAUGGAAGAAAAUGAGGUUUCAUUGCUCAAAAUACUAGCCAGUGUAAAAGUUUUCUUCGUCUGGAAGAAUGAUGGUAAUCGCGUUGGUGAAGCCUUCUCCUUUUUAUGCGCUUGAUCUAGGAUGUGUUGUAGAGCUAUGGCAGGCCGCCAGUGGCACAUGUUCUCUCAUGACUUUGCUUUCAUUGUUUCAGGUAAGUGGAUGAAGAUGAAGAUGUGUGUGGCCGAGAGAAGCCCUCCCAGUUGAUGGCACAACACACAGGGGCAUUGUGUGUUCCCAGUGGCGCAGUGAGAGCUUUGUGUAUUGUGUGUGUGUGUGUGUGUGUGUGUGAGUGUGUGUGUGUACUGCAAGCAGCUGGUCCUUUAGGACCAGGUCAGGGCAUGCUGGCAGGUUAAAGUGCAGAGUUUUCUGGAAGUGAUCUUGUCAUAUUUUCGGGUGAAUCCUUCUUUUGUUAUUUGAUUAAAUACAGUGUAUGUUAUCUUGUCAGAUGUACAGUUCAUGAGAUGAAUUAAAGUAAGAUUUGACUUUUUGAACUAAA
Molecule: messenger RNA, 7628 nt
Organism: Aplysia californica (California sea hare)
Lineage: Eukaryota; Metazoa; Mollusca; Gastropoda; Aplysiida; Aplysiidae
Product: serine/threonine-protein kinase PRP4 homolog
Exons: 18
Coding region: 238-3951 (1237 amino acids)
Biological process (GO): peptidyl-threonine phosphorylation; peptidyl-serine phosphorylation; mRNA cis splicing, via spliceosome
Molecular function (GO): ATP binding; protein serine/threonine kinase activity
Source: RefSeq, a predicted model, not a curated record